Spinacia oleracea (spinach) is the source of this 1488-nucleotide messenger RNA. RefSeq lists its product as uncharacterized. The transcript is spliced from 5 exons. NCBI's taxonomy places the organism in Eukaryota, Viridiplantae, Streptophyta, Magnoliopsida, Caryophyllales, Amaranthaceae. The record is from RefSeq and is a predicted model, not a curated record. The coding region runs from base 1 to 657 and encodes 218 amino acids.
AUGGGGAACAGUAAGUUUCCUAUAUUGCCCUUUGCUAUCCUUCGAAUUUACGGAGUGUGCCCUCCCCCAGAUGCUGAUCUCACCCCUUUUUGCCACGCUCCUCUUUUCUCUUUCCUCGGAUUCCUUCCCAUCUCGCUGCUGUUCUUUUUCGGAUUUCUUAACCCUUUCCCCUCUCCUCUUCUCUUCCAUGUCAUUAUUUCUGGUUUCUUCGCCUUCCUUCUCUUCGAUCAGAUUGGAACAUCUCCUCAUUUCCUCUCCCAUGGCUUUCUCACUGAUAAUUUGGCUGCUAGGGUUUUUGAAGAAUCUUCUACUGUGGCUAGGGUUCUUCUCAAAGUCAGGCUCAAUAAUGGAUAUACAUCGUUGCUUUUCGGGAAAUCUAGGGUUUCUUCCAAUGAUUCUCAGUUCCUCGCCGACAACGGGGAAGGGGAGGGAAUGGAAGCGCAGAGUUUUCUGGAAUUUUUGACGGUUGAGAGAGUUAAAGUGGUGAUGACGGUGAUGUUAACUCUCGCUCUCUGUAAUGCUGAUCGUGUUGUUACUUCUGUCGCCAUUGUCCAUCUUUCUCAAUCGCAUGGUUGGAGCCGAGCAUUUGCUGGUGUUUUUCAGAGGGUACAAACAGAGUCUACAAUACAACGAUUCUCGAUCACAAGAAGUCGUUGAAUCGGUUGGUCGUUGAUGAAGCCAUCAAUGAUGACACAUUGAUAAUGCAAUUGCAAUUGUUGCUAUGCUCCUGGUACAACGGAAAAGUUUCAGACAAUACUUUUCUAAUCAAGGCCAGUAAAAAGAAAAGUUGAAUUUAUGAACAAAUUGAACACCUAAGAGAUAAGAGGGAGUUUUACAUAAUGACUGGCAUCCACCAAGAAAUAAGAAGCAUUCCGUAUUGUAAAGAACCAAUUCAAAGACAUGAUACAGAGUCCAAAAUAACUUUCAUGGAAAAACCAUCCAAGGUACCUAAAAUGUGAAGGACUAAGUUAGUUAGAUAACUCGAAAUAGAAAGUAAAACAGAAAGCAAGACAUUAUUUUAGUUAAGUUCUUGAAUAAAACAGAAAGCAACUUCCUGUUGAGUGCAUGAGUAUGACUAGGUCUUUUUUUCUGUUGGAGUUGUCCGCUGUCUUAAGGCUCCAGUGGUGCAUUCACGUGUAUUCCUGAUGGGAAUUGUUUAGUGACUUGUGACUAUACAUUUGCAAUUUUUUUUGGUGUGAGUGAAGUAGGUAAAGCGGUUAAAUGAGUAACAACAGAGAUGAACAAAACUUUAUGUUAUUUCAAUAUAAUUCUUAUUACACGUGGGAACAAUUUUCAGUUUAGAGUUACUUGUCCCUAUAAAUUAAGUUGCAUUCUACUUUUGUGUCAAUCAUUGUUAACUUUAAUCUUUAAUUUCUAUCACCAUGUCCAUGUUUGUAGUAAAAUUCAUUUACUGGGUAUAUUUUUGGGGGGUAAAUAAGCAAAUUUAAGUUUAAUAAAUUUCCCUCUUAAGUCAGUAUUGGCUUAUUA